Messenger RNA from Anoplopoma fimbria (sablefish), 1602 nucleotides. RefSeq names its product potassium inwardly rectifying channel subfamily J member 14 (gene kcnj14). The record is from RefSeq and is a predicted model, not a curated record. The transcript has 3 exons. Gene Ontology annotation, molecular function: inward rectifier potassium channel activity. The coding region runs from base 1 to 1602 and encodes 533 amino acids. Gene Ontology annotation, biological process: potassium ion import across plasma membrane; regulation of monoatomic ion transmembrane transport. NCBI's taxonomy places the organism in Eukaryota, Metazoa, Chordata, Actinopteri, Perciformes, Anoplopomatidae. Gene Ontology annotation, cellular component: plasma membrane.
AUGAUGGGAGCGGCACGUGUUAAACGGCGCUUCAGUGCUGUGGUGGAUGGGCCAGUGGACGAGGAGGAGGUCAUGAGGCUGGCACAGAGCGCUGCUGAUACGGCUAGGGCAGGGGGGAGUCCAGAGGGGUCAGGGACCCCAACCAGCCUCUCCCCGACCCAUGCCCUGAACGGCAAAACUCUACCUGUCCAGAGCAACACCAACAAUGCACAGAGGCAGAGUUCAAUUGGAGUUGGGGGAGACGCAGGAGAAGGCGAGGUGAGAGCAGGAGGAAUGUGCUCAGGGCUAAGGAGUGGAAUAGGCAGUAGUGUGGGAGGAAAAGGAAAAGGCCGUUCAUCCUCAGACCGGGAUUCACUCUCUUCCCCCUCCACUACCAACCGGCGGCGCCACAGGCGCUCAAGCCGCAGGCCCCGACAACGCUUUGUGGGCAAGGACGGACGCUGCAACGUCACCUUCGUCAACAUGAGCGAGAGGGGCCAGCGUUACCUUAGCGACCUCUUCACCACAUGUGUGGACAUCCGCUGGCGCUGGAUGCUGGUCAUCUUCACCCUCUCCUUCCUUCUCUCCUGGCUGCUCUUUGGAUUUGCCUUCUGGCUGAUUGCCUCUGUGCAUGGGGACCUCUCCAUUCGGCUUGCCCCCAGCUCAGGUUCCUCUCCAGGAUCAGGAGAGGCUGGGUCAGGGGGAGAGUCUGAUAGAGAGGCACUGGUUGAGGAGCCGUGCUUCCUGCAAGUGAACAGCUUCAUGGCUGCCUUUCUAUUCUCCUUGGAGACACAGACAUCCAUCGGUUAUGGCUUCAGAAGCGUGACCGAAGAAUGUCCCCUGGCGGUGAUGGCGGUCGUUUUGCAGUGCAUUGUGGGCUGCAUUAUUGAUGCCUUCAUCAUCGGGGCGGUCAUGGCAAAGAUUGCCAAGCCCAAGAAGCGCAACGAGACACUGGUGUUCUCUGAAACAGCUGUGGUGGCGCUGAGGGACGGGAAACUCUGCAUGAUGUGGAGGGUCGGCAACCUACGCAAGAGCCACCUGGUAGAGGCACAUGUUCGAGCACAACUACUGAAGCCCAGGGUGACAGAAGAGGGAGAGUUCCUCCCAUUGGACAAUAUGGACAUCAACGUGGGUUUUGACACUGGCAUGGACCGCAUCUUCUUGGUCUCGCCAGUCACAAUUGUCCACGAGAUCAACGACGAGUCACCCUUCUUUGAGAUUGACCGAAAGACCCUGGAGAAUGACUCUGAAUUGGAGGUGGUGGUCAUACUCGAGGGCAUGGUGGAGGCCACAGCCAUGACCACACAGUGCCGCAGCUCCUAUCUGGCUUCUGAAAUCCGCUGGGGACACAGAUUCGAACCAGUGCUCUUUGAGAGGAAGGACUGCUACCAGGUGGACUACUCGUUCUUCCAUCGGACAUAUGAAAUUCCUAACACACCUUCAUGCAGUGCUAAAGAGCUGGCCGAGCAGAAGUACAUUCAAAGCUCACGCUCGUCAUUCUGCUAUGAGAACGAAGUCGCUCUGCAGCUCGUCUCCCCUGAUGAUGAGCCGGGCAAAGACCCAGAGUGUCCCUCCCCAAUGACCCAAAGGCAAACCAUGGCAGAACAGCUCCACUACAACUGA